AUGUCUUCCACUACUACCGUAAUCCCAACCACUGCUGCUCCGAAGGAUAUUGUCACCUAUGUAGACAUCCCAUCCUGGUUUAACGACGCCUUCAAUCUAUUCAAUUAUAUUCUGGCCAUCCUUCAAUUCAUUGCCGUCGCCAUAACUCUCACCCAUCUGAUUAUUCUAACCAGAAAGGACCUUCGAUUCAACACGAUCUACCGAAUGAUGCUAGGAAUUUGUAUUUGCGAUCUUAUCAGUCAAGUUUUGGGAUUCAUCGCCUUUUCUCCUUUCUGGAUCAGAUCUGUGAAACCUGGCCAGGAAUGUUAUGUGACCGUAACCUACCAGGAUGCACUCAUCAACAAGUAUGGGGUGGGUGUGUUGGAUGACACUCAACGGAGUGCCACGUGGCUUGGAUUGUUCAUGGCUUUGUAUAGAGUGCUGUCAGUGAUGUUUCCGAUGAGUCAGAAGAUGAUGGGGUUGUCGAGGUCGUGGGUGGUGCCUUUGGUAGUGGUGCUAACUGUUUUGGUCAAUGGAUUGGUCUCAAUUACGGCUAUGUGGAAUCAUGAAAUCCGGAGACAAUGGAAGGAUUUUAGCUGCGACGGAACACAACACAUUCUGCCAGAAACCGAGGAGCGAUACCUGACUACAGUACCCCGUGAAAAGUCGGACCUUCACGCAAAAAUCACAUUCAUCUAUGGAAUCAUAAAAGCACUUCCAUCUCUUAUAGAACCGGUUCUAGCUGUUCUGUUAAUUUUGGAGAUACGAAAAGCAUCGAAACGAAGACAAAUUAUCAAGAAAUCGGAGGAGAAAGAUAAUACCACUAGUUUCAUAUUGUUCAUCACCAUGUCUUCGUUUCUACUUGAAGUUCCCAAUGGAUUCUCACAUUUUGCAUUUUCCUAUUUUGAGAACAGUCCAUUGAUAAGCCAUCCAAUUGUCUGCUUUUUCAUGUCAACUCAGUAUAGAGAAACUGCAAAAUCUUUAUUUGGUUUUACCAAGAAUGAGAAGGUAAAAAGAAUUUAUUUUAAUUAA
This is a messenger RNA of Caenorhabditis briggsae, 1011 nucleotides long. RefSeq names its product Protein CBR-SRW-2 (gene Cbr-srw-2). The record is from RefSeq and is a predicted model, not a curated record. The transcript is spliced from 3 exons. The coding region runs from base 1 to 1011 and encodes 336 amino acids. Gene Ontology annotation, molecular function: G protein-coupled peptide receptor activity. Lineage: Eukaryota; Metazoa; Nematoda; Chromadorea; Rhabditida; Rhabditidae.